Molecule: messenger RNA, 2859 nt
Organism: Physcomitrium patens
Lineage: Eukaryota; Viridiplantae; Streptophyta; Bryopsida; Funariales; Funariaceae
Product: GATA transcription factor 9
Biological process (GO): regulation of DNA-templated transcription
Molecular function (GO): zinc ion binding; sequence-specific DNA binding
Source: RefSeq, a predicted model, not a curated record
AUUGCGCGCUUUGCUCCAGCGUGGAGCAGAACAACUGGGGCCAGUCUCUCGUCUUGCCUGUCAGUUGAUGUGCAGGGAGAAAAAUACGCAGGAAAUUCUUCGCGAGUUUUCAGGCAAUUUGCUUUAUGGUUCUCAACUUUUUUCGGUAUAGGAGGAGCAGCUAGUGAUGUCCGAGGUGAAGGGAAAUGGGAAGAGAAGUCGGAGAUAGAGUGUAGAAGUCAGUGAAGUGUCCGUGCGAGAGAGCGAGGUGAGAUUGACUGGUUGUUCGUAUCUAUGGCGAAAGGUGUCUUGCGCAUCGCUUAAUGACCCUGAGAGUUAAGAUUUUUAUUUUUUAUUUUUUAUUUAUUUUUUCUUCUCUCGUUGAAGGUUGAGCAUGUGUCUAGUGUCUGUCCUGCACAGUUUAUAUUUUUGGAAGCCCUCGAGCUUCUGGAGACUCGAAGUGCAGUACAAUUCCUGCGCCUCUGGUUCUUGACUAAAAGAAAAUCUUGGAAAGGUCAUUGUCAUUCGAACUUCGCAUUUUGCACUCCACCUAGAGGACGUUGUUUGAACUCGUAGCUGUAAGGGAAAAUACAAAAAAAUUAAAAUAAGGUAGUUCUUGGACGCAUUGUUGUAGCCAUUCAUUAAGAGAGGUUGAGAACGUUAAUUAUUGUGAUAAUUGGAAAGACAAAGAGUCUGGGGAAGAGUCUCAUCAGUGGAUAUGAAUGUCGGAAAAAUCAGUGAGUGAGUGUGGCCUGAGCUUCCGUAAAGCUAACUCAGAGUAGAUGGUGUAGAGCAAAGAGAUUGUUUAUAAGCUUUUUAUAUCCGUCGAAUUCGUUCAUGUAGAGUUUUGGAAGGAACCUUCGCAGACAAUGCAGACUGACUAGUUCCUGGAGAGCUCGUCGGAGCAUAGUUGAGUGUUAAAUUUGUGUCGUUGAGGUAGUCUCGAGGAAGAAUCAAAGGGUUGUGAGUGACAACGACAAUGGUUUCUCCCUACGUGCUUGCGGGUGGUUUUGGCUCCUAUGGGCAUCCGGAGGUGGACAAGCCUGCUUUGCCGGAGUUUUUUCACAUCGACGACCUGUUGGACUUCAGUUGUGACGAUAUUGGGGGUCCAAUAGUGGGAGGGCACUUGCAGCUGUCUGGUGUGACAAUUGAGAGCUCUGUGAAUGGUGGUGAAACGAGCAUCUCAUCUUCACCGUUGGAACUUGAGAGCGAGCUAAUAGAGAAUGCGAUGCAGGAUAUUGAAGUCAAGGCAGACCUCUGUGUUCCAUCAGAUGAUCUUGCCGAUCUCGAGUGGCUUUCAUCGUUUGUGGAAGACUCUUUUACGGCAGUCGACACACCAGAGAUUUUCUCAAGAUACGGCGAUUUUCCCUCCGCUAUCAACAACAGCGGCGAACUAACGCCUAACAUGAAGCUGUCUAACGCGUACCAGCCAUAUCAGAAAUCAAGUCCAACCUCUGUCUUGGAGACCAGUACAACUUCAUCGGAAUUCACUGGACCAGAUUACAGGGAUGUGUCCGUUCCUGGAAGAGCACGAAGCAAAAGGUCAAGGACGGGAGUCAAGACAUGGACAACAAGAAUUCUUUCCACCAGCUCCUCUGUGAAUAGCCUUGAGUCGAUGGGAGCCGACUCGUACUCCUUGUCCUACUCACCAAUCAUGUCGUCGGAGGACGGGUCUGGCGACAGUACGGUGGAUGCUGGUGAGCAAGACGACGAGGACUCGCAAGGUUCCAAGCGAUGCAAGACGAAUAACGGUGGUCAGAGCCAGAAUCAGAGCAAGAAUAGCGUGAGCACGAACGCCAACAGCAACGGCAAUAGCAAAGGGAGGAAGAAGAAUCAGGACAAUUCGCAGCCGUGGCGGUGCAUGCACUGCCAAACCCAGCGCACCCCGCAAUGGAGGACGGGUCCAAUGGGGCCGAAGACAUUGUGCAAUGCCUGCGGGGUGCGGUACAAGUCAGGAAGGCUGCUCCCAGAGUACCGACCGGCGGGAUCUCCGACAUACGAGGCAUCGAGGCAUUCUCAUUCACACAAGAAGGUGCUAGAAAUGAGACGAGAGCGGGAGCUGCGAAUGCAGCAGCCAGGAGGGCAUGCGGUGCAGCAACAAGGUGUUCACGGCCCGGCGGCAUUACGCGAGAAGACAAACAACAUAGAGGCGGGAGUGAAGGGGUCAAGUGGGGAGUACGUGAAAUCGGAUUAUGGAAGCUAUGGAUCAAAGUGUCUGGAGUCGAUGAAGGCGCGUUUGUCGCAGCCGAUGGAUUUACCUCGACCUCGGAAGAAUGAGCUACCGAAGUAUCCGAGCAACGCGUCGGGGCUGGAAUUUUCGACAUGCUUGACAAGCACGACGGCCGUUCUUGGGUCUCGGGUGGACUUCGGGGUGGAUGACAAAAGCAUUAGAGAGAUGAGGGAGCUGUAAGGUCCUUGGAGGAGAAAAUUUGGAAGCCAAAUUUUUUUAGCUGGGUGAAUAUAUUCUUUUGGGGAACUUAUGAAGAGACUUUGUACAUGGGAGAUAGUAAGACACAGAAAGAGGCUUAGGAGAUUCAGAUGUCAGCCGAUCAAUUUAUACCCCCUACUAUUGCCCCUUGAUUUUGCUACAAGUACUUAGAAAAAUACAAAGUGAAACGGCAAAAGUGUACUUGGUUAUUAGAUCGUUGUGAAAUUCACAAUGGUUUUGUAGAUGAUAGGUACAGGAGGCACUUCUUUGUCAACGCCUUUGUAGCAACAGCAGACACCAAUGUCAAAUGGAAUCGUGAUUUUGGGUCUAUACAUUUUUAUAGCGCUGGUUGUAAUUUUAUUGGCCCCUUCCCUUUGCAGAGGAUACUGCAAGUAAGGUGGAUAUAUGUAUGCUACUCUCACAAGUUCAAUGGGAAUCAUUCUUUGAGAUCA